Messenger RNA from Branchiostoma floridae (Florida lancelet), 3183 nucleotides. RefSeq names its product zinc finger protein 260-like. Gene Ontology annotation, molecular function: DNA-binding transcription factor activity, RNA polymerase II-specific; RNA polymerase II transcription regulatory region sequence-specific DNA binding. Gene Ontology annotation, cellular component: nucleus. Lineage: Eukaryota; Metazoa; Chordata; Leptocardii; Amphioxiformes; Branchiostomatidae. The transcript has 2 exons. The record is from RefSeq and is a predicted model, not a curated record. Gene Ontology annotation, biological process: regulation of transcription by RNA polymerase II. The coding region runs from base 82 to 2427 and encodes 781 amino acids.
CCCUCGCUGCGACGAAAGCAGAAAGCAGCUCGACUCCCGGUUUACGCGAGGAGAAAACCCGUCUUAGGAAGCAGGCUGCACAUGGCAAUGGCAGGACAAGUGUCUCCCACCGAUGUGGAUGAUGGGUCUCCCACCGGGGUUCCCAAGAUUGACUGUGCCAGCAAAUCAAGCAAUGGUGACGACCAGACGACAGCACAAAAAGUCCGCGUGAAGAUUGCUAGUGAGCAUACAGGAGAAAAGCGCUACAAGUGUGACCGCUGUGACUAUUCUGCAGCAUGGAAAUCCAACUUAAACCGUCAUCUAGCAACUCACACCGGAGACAAACCCUACAUGUGUGGGGAGUGUGGGUAUAGGACAACUCAAAAGUCUGAAUUAUCUAGACAUAUGAGAACCCAUACAGGGGAAAAACCCUACAUGUGUGACCAGUGUGACUAUUUUGCAGCAGAUAAAUCCAAUUUGGACAAACAUUUAGCGAAGCAUACCGGGGACAAGCCCUACAUGUGUAGGGAGUGUGGGUACAGGGCAGCUCAUAAGGCUGCAUUGGCGAAACAUAUGAGAACCCAUACUGGUGAAAACCCCUACAAGUGUGACGAGUGUGACUAUUCGGCAGCAAUGAAAUCCAGUUUGGACAAUCAUGUAGCAUCAAAACACACCGGAGACAAACCCUACAUGUGUGGGGAGUGCGGGUACAGAACAGCUAAAAAAUCUCACUUAUCCCAACACAUGAGAAUCCAUACUGGAGAAAAACCAUACAAGUGUGACAAGUGCGACUAUUCAGCUGCACAGAAAGGCAGUCUGGACAGCCAUAUAGCAUUAAAACACACUGGCGAGAAACCCAACAUGUGUGGGGAGUGUGGGUACAGCACAACUUACAAGUCUGACUUAUCCCAACAUAUGAGAACUCAUACUGGAGAAAACCCCUACAAGUGUGAUCAAUGCGAGUAUUCUGCAGCAAAGAAAUCCACUUUGGUUACUCAUCAAGCAACACACACCGGGGACAAACCCUACAUGUGUGAUGAGUGUGAGUACAGGGCGGCUCAAAAGUCUGACUUCGUCAAACAUAUGAGAACUCACACAGGAGAAAAACCCUACAAGUGUGACCAGUGUGACUAUUGUACAGGAGUGAAAGGCAAUUUGGUCAGACAUGUUAGAACAAAACACGCCGGUGAUAAACUCUACCUGUUUGGUGAUUGUGGGUACAGGGCGACUCAAAAGUCUACUUUAAUCCACACUGGAGAAAAACCCUACAAAUGUGACCAGUACGACUAUUCUGCUGCACAGAAACCCCACCUCGACCACCAGUUGGCAUUGAAACACACUGGUGAGAAACCCUACAUGUGUGGGGAGUGUGGGUACAGGACAAUUCAAAAUUCUCUGUUAUCCAGACAUAUAAGAAUCCACACAGGAGAAAAACCCUACAAGUGUGACCAUUGUGACUAUUCUGCAGCACAGAAAAGCAGUUUGGACAACCAUAUAGUAGCAAAACACAGUGGUGAGAAACCAUACAUGUGUGGAGAGUGUGGAUACAGGGCGGCUAGAAAGCACCACUUAACCCAACAUAUGAGAACCCACACAGGAGAAAAACCCUACAACUGUGACAAGUGCGACUAUUCUACAUCACAAAAGAUCAAUUUGGUUACCCAUCAAGCAACACAUAACGGGGACAAACCCUACAUGUGUGGGGAGUGUGGGUACAGAGCAGCUCAAAGGUCUAACUUAUCCCGACACAUGAGAACCCAUACAGGAGAAAAACGCUACAAGUGUGACCAGUGCGACUAUUCUGCAGCACAGAAAUCGACUUUGGUCCAGCAUAGCACACAACACACGGGUGAGAAACCCUACAUGUGUGGGGAGUGUGGGUUCAGAACAGGUACAAAAUCAAAGCUGUCAAUACAUAUGCGAAUCCAUACUGGAGAGAAACCCUACAAGUGUGACCAGUGCGACUAUUCUGCAGCACAGAAAUCGACUUUGGUCCAGCAUCGCACACAACACACAGGUGAGAAACCCUACAUGUGUGGGGAGUGUGGGUUCAGAACAGCUACAAAAUCAAAGCUGUCAAUACAUAUGCGAAUCCAUACUGGAGAAAAACCCUACAAGUGUGACCAAUGUGACUAUUCUGCAGCAGAGAAAUCAAGUUUGAACAAACAUUUAGCAAAUCACACCGGCGAGAAACCCUACAUGUGUGGGGAGUGCGGUUUUAGGACCACUCGGAAGUUUGUAUUGUCGGCACAUAUGAGAACCCACACAGGAGAAAAACCCUACAGGUGUGAUCAGUGUGACUAUUCUACAGGAGACAAAGGCAAUUUGGUUAGACAUGUUAGAACAAAACACAAUGGUGAGAAACCCUACAUGUGCGGGGAGUGUGGCUACAGGACAACUCGGAAGUCAACCUUGUCCAAACACAUGAGAACCCAUACAAGAGAAUGACCGAACAAGGGUAAUUCGCUUGACAGUUACUAAAUCGUCUGUUGAUAAAGUUUUUUCCAGUAGUUCACUAAUAUGCGAUAUGUGACUGAAUUUUGAUCUGAAACAUCCGUGGAAACAGAUGACGAACCGGCUUUGCGGAGAGCCUGGAUACAAGUGACCCUUCUGGAAACUGAGGGUGCUGCCGCCCUGGAUAUUGUGAGACUCUCGCUAAGAGAAGUCACGUGGACUUGAAAUGUGAUCCUGUAUAUGGAACUCGGCUUGAUUAUUCUAGACUUCUCAUGUUUAUGAAUUGAAAGUCCACUGUUAAACAGAGAAUUAUAGAAUGACUUGAUAGUUUCUCAUAGGAUAAGAUGAUAGAUGCUUUUUUUCAAAUAGGGAACUAUUUGUCCAAAGCAGGUUAAUGCAUCAAAUUAGUUUUUGUUACUUUGUUACAUAUCUAACAUUUGUACUGACGUAAUUGUACAUAUGUAGUUUUGUAGAAUCGUUUUUGAAACUUAUUUCUUGUUUUCUGAUAGUUCCUGACCCUGUUGUUAGAGGAGGAGACUUUACACUUGAAUUCGUAUUACUUAAUUCGUACCCUCUAAUCUAUGUAUUACUAUGGUAAGUUUAAAAUGUGCGUAUUUUAUUCGAAACAAUAUAAUAUACUCCAUGAAGCUGUGUGAGAAUUGAGAAGUAACACAACAUCUGGCACCACCACCCGUGGAAUGCCCACCCCACUGUCUGUGGUGUUAACGUAACAAAAUACACGAUUUAGCU